AUGGCGCUGCUUGCACCGGCUCGCGCCGAGACCUAUGCGCCUUGCUCGCCCACGGUCUCCACUGCCUUUGUUCUAUAUCUCUCGGGCGAUGCGAGCACCUCCACCUCCUCGAUCGUUUACGCAUCCGGCUCCAUCCAGGCCGUCAACUACGAGUACUCCUGGAGCACGUCCGUCACCCCUCUCGUCUCAAAGAUCCUGGACAUUUACAUCUGGUCGAGCGACCCGACCGAGACCUCCCCCAUUCGUGUCUCGCAUCAUCCGUUCGAGCCCAGCUCGUUCAUCAACUCGGGGAUCACCUCCCCCAGCGAGGGAACUGUCGCCGUCAAUAUUCCUCAGCCGCCCACCACCGGCGGCCCGCUCUACUUCCAUGUCGCCCUUCAGACCUCGGACGGCCAGACCUGCUACGUGGCGUCGGCUGAAUCCUUCACCAUCGCAUCGUCCCAGCAAGCCUGCACAAACGGCUACUACACGUGCUCCAACUCGCAGCAGUAUCUCCAGUGCAUGAACAAUGCCUGGGUCGGUGCCAUCACCUGUCCGAGCUCGACAUACUGCAAUGUGGCUGCUGGCGUGACAUCCACCUAUCCUUGCAUCAGCACCGGCCAAGGCGGCAUCACCCCCAACCCUGCUCCUGGAACCCUGUGCUCCUCGCUUGGAUCGUACUACUGCGUCGGCGGCAGCGAGUACUUUUACUGCUCAGCCACCACCUCGGUCUCCACUCCGAUCGUGACGGGUCCGUUCACCUGCUUGGCCUCGACCUCUUGCACUCCGGGAUACUCGUGGACUCCUCCGUGCGCUUCGCAGCAGGGCAGCACCACCCCGGUCACGACCUCGACAUGCUCGCCCAACGAGUAUCUCUGCUUGACCAACAAAAUCGUCCAGUCGUGCGGUGCCUAUGGACAGUGGAACACUCCCGUAUCGUGCUCGAGCUCGGCUUGGUGCGGCACCACCGUGCCAGCCGGAUACCAGUCAUGCGUUCCUUCUGGAGGCAUCGUCGUGUCUGGAUAUGGAUCCAGCGUCUGCAACACCAACCAGUUCCUGUGCGGACCUGCCGGGGCCGACGGGCUCUCGCACACUUUCUACCAGUGUGCUCAAAACAACGCUGGAUGGUCAUUCAUGACCCAGAGCCAGAGCUGUGCUGCCGGAACCUAUUGCCCAACACCACUGACUGUGGUCUCCAACACCAACAACCCAUGCCAGGCCACGCCCUGAUCGUGCAAUCCGCCUCGCUGUCUGCCUCGCUGUCUGCUUCCAUGCGCACUUGCUCACGCCCAUCCAUCUUUCAUCCUGACCUGGCCUGGACCUGACACCGACAUUGUAUGAAUCUGGCGCGAACCCAACCUGGAUCUGGCACAAUCUGAUGCAGACAUAGCAUCGGAUCUGCUUGGUACCCGCCAUUCCUUCCUGAUCACCAAUCUUCUCUGACCAUUCAGUUUUCUUGAGCAUGUCGUUUGCUUGGCCAUCCGCGCAGCUGACCCUGGCUGGUCCUGACUGGCCCUGGCUGGCUCGGCAUGUUUUGCACCCAUUUUGAUCCGAGACCUGGCACUCUUUCAAUACAAC
Molecule: messenger RNA, 1557 nt
Organism: Polychytrium aggregatum
Lineage: Eukaryota; Fungi; Chytridiomycota; Chytridiomycetes; Polychytriales
Exons: 3
Coding region: 1-1209 (402 amino acids)
Source: RefSeq, a predicted model, not a curated record